Lactuca virosa is the source of this 2050-nucleotide messenger RNA. The record is from the annotation of a GenBank genome assembly. NCBI's taxonomy places the organism in Eukaryota, Viridiplantae, Streptophyta, Magnoliopsida, Asterales, Asteraceae.
AUGGAAUGCAACAAAGAUGAAGCAAUCCGAGCCAAAAAUAUUUCUGAAAAUAAAAUGAAAAACAACGAUUUCGAAGGGGCCCGCAAAUUCGCUUUAAAAGCCCAAAAACUCUUCCCUGAACUGGAUAACAUUUCCCAAAUCAUAACUGUUUGUGAUGUCCAUUGUUCAUCUCAAAAAAAGAUAAGCAAUUCCCAAAAGGACCUUUAUGGAAUCCUUCAAGUUGAAAACUUAGCAGAUGAGGCAACAAUCAAGAAACAAUAUAGAAAACUCGCACUCAUUCUUCACCCCGAUAAAAACAAAUUCCCAGGGGCAGAAUCGGCAUUUAAACUCAUCUGUGAAGCAAAUAUGACCCUUUCUGAUAAAGAGAAACGGUAUUUAUACGACUUUAAAUGUAAAGAAUCCGCAAAUCCCACAAUUCAAAAACCGCAAAGUCAAAAGUCAAAAGCGGAUACGAAUGGUCAAAAGUCAACCUUUUGGGUGAAUUGCCCUUUUUGUCUGAUAAAGUAUGAGUAUGAUCAAGCAUUUUUUACCAAACAAAUUCGUUGUCCAAAAUGCUUCAGACUCAUUAUGGGUUUUGAUGGUGGACCCCAACACCAACGGUCAACCGAUGGGUCAACUGGUGCUGGUGGUUCGAACCAAGGGUCGGAUACGGGUCAACCCGGAAAACAAGAGGUUGAGAAAACUAGCAAAAGGACACGGGUUGUUGAUGAAAAAAGCCCGGGAAAAAAGACAAAAGUAUCGAGUUCCAAAAUUGAAGAAAAGAAUGAUGAGGUGGAAGCAGUGUAUAUAGACUGUAAAGAUCCGGAGUUUACUAAUUUUGAUAAGGAAAAACAGAAAGAAUGUUUUGAAGUUGAUCAAAUUUGGGCUUGUUAUGAUCCGAUUGACGGGAUGCCAAGAUUCUAUGCACAAAUCCGAAAAGUUUUUAAAUCCGGGUUUCGGGUACGGAUCACUUGGUUAGAAGCGGAUCCGCAUAACCCGCCCGAGGUUAAAUGGGCCGAAGAAGGAUUACCGGUUGCUUGUGGUAAAUUCGUUCGUGGUGAAACCGAGGAAACACAGGACUCUCUCAUGUUCUCUCACCGGAUCGCGUUUUCAAACGGGAAAAAACGGUUUUCGUAUUUUAUUUACCCUAAAAAAGGUGAAAUUUGGGCUCUUUUUAAAGAUUGGGAUAUAAAUUGGAGCUCAGAUCCGAAAUCCCAUAUGAAAUAUAAAUUUGAAAUUGUCGAGGUUCUUUCCGAUUUCGAAAAUGAAAACAAUUAUGGUGUUGUUGUUGCUAGUAUGGUGAAAGUAAAAGGUUUUGUGGGCUUGUUCCAGAGAACAAACCCACCACAGCUCGUUGGGCGGAGGAUUCCGCCCAACGAGCUGUUCAGAUUCUCUCACCGCGUCCCGUCAGUAAAACUGACGGGCACAGAACGAGCAGAUGUCCCUGUCGGAGCUUUUGAGCUCGACACCGCGUCUCUCCCGGAUGACCUAAACGAAUUCUAUAACGAACCGACAAAAAACGAAGAAUUUUCGUGUAUUCAUGAUUUUGAAUCGGAUAGGAGGAGUUGGAAGUUUCGCGAGGGUGAGAUAUGGGCGAUUCGUAAACCCGAGGACCAAAAUCGUGAAAGUGAGGUUGUUGAAGUUGUUGAGAGAAAUGGAGAUAUGAUAAAGGUUAUAUGUCUUUCACGUGUGGAUGGUUAUAAGUCGGUUUUUAGGGCUUCUGAGGUUGAAAAGUCAAAAUCUAGGGUUUUGGAGAUACCAUGUGGUGAGUUUAACAGAUUCUGUUAUCGGGUCCCGGCUUUUCUGUUAACAGAUGAGGAAGAUGGGAAGUUAAGAGGUUGUUGGGAGCUUGAUCUUUCAUGUGUUUCAGGCGUUUCAGUUGCUUUUUGGUGAUCAAGUCUUAAAAUUUUUGGUUUAGUUUUUAGGUCGCAUCAAAAGCUAGUUCUAAAUAUAAAUAUAAUAGUUUAUGGUUUACAUUAUCUAAUUGUAUGUUGGUUUAAAAAAUGAACAAUAUAACAUGUUAAGUUGUUAAUCUUUAUACUCAAAAGCGCAUUAAAGUAAUUGUUAAGUG